Rotaria socialis is the source of this 957-nucleotide messenger RNA. The record is from the annotation of a GenBank genome assembly. Lineage: Eukaryota; Metazoa; Rotifera; Eurotatoria; Philodinida; Philodinidae.
AUGUCUCGUCUUCGUCUUUUACAUUAUGAUAAACAAGUAGAGAUCAAUGUUGAUGAAAAAAUCGAUUUUAAUCAUCUAUUUAUUGCAGCAACAUAUCGUCAAUUAAUAUUAGCAUCACAAUCUAUUUUGACUAUUUAUGAUCUUUCUUCGAUUCUUCUCGGUGAAAACUUCAACAGUCCAUAUCAAACAAUCAUUACGCCAAAUCCUAUUCUUGCUCUAACAUCAACAGCUGAUCGAAUUAUUUAUGUCUAUCAUUCAUUAGAUAAUUUUGAACAAUUAAAAAUAUGUAUUCUAAAUUCGAAACAAGAAGAACAAAGUUUAACAAUUGAAUCAUUAAAUGUCGAUUCGAAAAUUCAUUUAUGUUCACUUGAUGAUGGAACUAUUUUUAUUGGAUAUAAUUCGAAAAUAUUUUCAUUAACAAAUGAGCAAUGGUCAUUGGAUUCGAAAAUUAUAAAAAUGUGUAGUGGAAAAGAACAUGUUUUAGUUUUGCUUGCUGAUGGCCGAAUUCUUUCCUGGGGCAAUGGUCUUCAUGGUGCACUUGGCCUUGGUGAUCUUGAACCAAGUCUUCAACCUACGCAAGUUGAAUCAUUAUCAAAUGAUGUUAUUGAUAUAGCUGCUGGUGGAUGGCAUUCAUUAGUUCUUCUUGCAGAUGGUUCAGCAAUGUCUUGGGGUUGGAAUAAUGACGGUGCACUUGGUCUGGAUACUUCUGAUGAGGAUAAUAUAGCAGGUGUAUUUUGUGAUCCAACACUCGUAACUUGUUUACCAUUAGAUAUCGAUUGCAAAUAUGUAUCAGCUGGUGCAAGACAUAGCGCUUUUAUUGGAUCAAAUGAUUAUGUAUGGUUAUGUGGUUCGAAUAAACAUGGUCAAUUAGGGACUCCAUCGUCGUUUUCUAUUGAAAAAGGAACUAUUGUCCAUUGUCUAUCUUGGUUUACUUUGUUAAUUUCUCAGGAAAUUUGA